Molecule: messenger RNA, 3261 nt
Organism: Menidia menidia (Atlantic silverside)
Lineage: Eukaryota; Metazoa; Chordata; Actinopteri; Atheriniformes; Atherinopsidae
Source: the annotation of a GenBank genome assembly
GCGGGACAUCAGGUUGCAAAACGUAGUAGACAACAUUCAACCGUUGAUUAUUUUUUGUAAGUGUAUAUUUUGACUGGGUUAAUUCUUUACUAAACAAUUAUUAGACAUUUGUGUAUGUUUUAUUUUUUGUCGAGGCCAUAAAUAACGUCGAAAUCACUUCAGAGAAGGAAUCGCCCAAGUUAACAGAUGAUAUUAGCUAGGUGAGUUAGCUAAGCUAACUACGAGGUCCGAAGCAUGCCGAAUUUUUGCGCGGCUCCGAAUUGUACACGGAAGAGCACCCAGUCAGAUUUGGCUUUUUUCCGCUUUCCACGGGACCCAGAGAGAUGUAGGAUCUGGGUAGAGAACUGCCGCAGGGCAGAUCUGGAGGCCAAAACAUCUGAUCAGCUGAAUAAGCAUUACAGAUUAUGUGCCAAACAUUUUGACCCAGCCAUGGUGUGCAAAACUAGCCCCUACAGGACCGUGUUGAAAGACACAGCGAUCCCAACUAUAUUUGAUCUCACAAGCCAUCUAAAAAAUCCUCACACCAGACAUCGCAAACGAAUUAAAGAACUUACUGAGGAAGACAUAAGGAAGAUGAAAGAACGAAGAUUGGCAUCUUCUGCUGCAAAGCUCGCCACCAAAGCAGAUGAAGACGGCACAAACACCACCGACGACGAACCCCAGCUGUCCACAGAAGAGAAGGAGUACCGCGAUUACCUGAAAUCCUUGUUUGAAAUUCUGGUCAUGUUGGCGAAACAGGGCAUCGCUUUAGCACCCGACAGGAUAUCCGACACAGAGUUUAAGUCCAACAACUUCCAGGCCCUUCUAGAUUACUGCAUGAAUGCCGGGGAUGAGGCUCUGAGGAAGCGUUUCGAGGCGACAGCCGUCAACUCAGAGUACCUGUCUGCAGCCCAGCAGAGCCAGCUGCUGGACGUCUGUGAGAACACGGUGAGGGAGGAGAUGCUGAUGGAGGUGAGGGAGAGUCGGUUUUUCUCCCUGGUUACGGGUGACCUCAUCGAGUUCUCCGGCGAGAAACUCCUCCCUCUUUUUUUGCGCUUCGUGAAUCAGAAAAACAUUCUCCGAGAGGAGUUUUUGGACUUUCUUCCGUUUGGGGAUGGGGAGGAAUCGGGGCUGGUGGAGAGGCUGGAGGCCCAGCUGACGGAGCGCUGGGGGCUCAGCAUGGAGGACUGCCGCGGCCAGGCCCACAAGGCCACCGGCAGCUCCACCACCAAGAUGAAGGCCGUGGCCGUGCUGCUGAUGGAGAAGUACCCGCUGGCCCUGCACAUGCCCUGCUCCCACACGGCGCUGAACAUCCACCUGGCCAACAACCUCCCUUUCCCCAGCGUCCAGGUCGUCAUGGAGACGCUGAGGAGGAUCGGCGCUUUCUUCCAAUGCCCGUUGUCUCGGGCCGAGCUGGAGAAAGCGAUCCUGGGUCACUACCAGAAGAACGAGGAGAAGGGAACCGCCCUGACCCAGGCCUGCGGCCCGGGGUGGACGGGUCAGCACAACGCCUUCGAUGUGCUGCUGGACGUGCUGCCGCCGCUGCUGCUGUGCCUGGAGGGCAUCUGGGAGCGUGGCGGCGGGCGCUUCGGCGGCGCCGUGGCGGCCGACGCCUACUCGCUCGCGGAGAUCCUCGCCGACUUCGAGAUCGUCGUCACCAUCGUCAUCCUGAAGAACGUGCUCACCUUCACCCGGGCCUUCGGGAAGAACCUCCAGGGCGAGACGCUGGCCGUGUUCUCGGCCGCCAACAGCCUGACGGCCGUCCUGCACUCGCUGAACGAGGUCAACGACAACAUCGACGUCUACCACGAGUUCUGGUACGAGGAGGCGGUGACGGUGGCGGCCGCCAUGGAGGUGCCGGCGUCCGUCCCCAGGCUGUUCCUGCGCAAGCAGCGGGCGGCCGACAUGUGCGAGAUCCAGGCCGAGCCGUACUACAAGGAGUACGUGACCAUCCCCGUCAUCCGCGGCAUCAUGCAGGAGGUGGAGGACAUGUUCUCCGACACCAACCUGAAGGCGCUCAAGUGCCUGUCCCUGGUGCCGGCCGUCAUGGGCACGAUGAAGUUCAACACCACGGAGGAGAGCUACGCCGAGGUGUACCGCGGCGACCUGCCCAACCCGGACACGCUGCCCGCCGAGCUGCACUGCUGGAGGAUCAAGUGGAAGCACCGGGGGAAGGAGGUGCGCCUGCCCACCACCAUCCACGAGACCCUGCAGCUGCCCGACGUCAAGUUCUUCCCCAACGUCAACUCCUUCCUGAAGGUGCUGUCCACCCUGCCCGUGCUCAAGCUGGAGGACGGCCGCAGCGAGGCGGCCAGCGAGCGGCUGCGGGCCUACCUGGAGCGCACGCCCGCCCCGCAGUGGAACCGCAGCCUGGCCGUGCUCCACGUCAACACGCACGUCAAGCACGACCUGGACGUGAUGGUGGACAAAUACUGCCGGCUGUACCCGGAGGACGACCCCGACGCCGAGGACAUGGCCGAGGAAGACGGGACAAAGUGAAUCUGCUCCAUGGAAAGGCUUUGAAUGUGCAGAAUAAGGUGGAAGGCUGAUGCCUGCAUGGUGAGCUCCACACAGAAAUGAGCUCUUCUCUAAUGGAGAUAUGAGCUGGUUUUGUUCUUGGAGAUAAAUUGAACAAAAGGCCGAGACGAUAUGAAGAACAGGCUGUGUAAAUGUUGAAAGUUCUUUCACGUUUUGUUACUGGAUCAUUUCCUUAUCAUUGUGAUUAUUAUUAUUAUUAAAAUGUGUAUUCUUAGAUUUUUCUUUUCUAUUUGUUCAAUUUGGGAGAUCGGCUUUGUUCCAUGGUGACGUUUUGCUCCUUUGCAGUGAGUGUUUUUUAAAAUCAGACCACAUGAUGGAGGCAGAUAGCUUGUUGAUCAAACUGGACCAGCACCAACUACAGUGAGGCAAAUGGAGACAUGGGAGUGGUUCCAUCCAUGUGUCCACAGGAUCUCUGAAUCUGAGCUUUUGGUUAAAGCUUUUUUAAGCCCAAAAUUGGACUUGUUUGACAGGUUUCAACGCACUUACCAUCAAAAUGGGUUGAAUGAAACUAAUGAACUUCCCAUCUGUAGACGGGAUGGUUACAUGUUUGUGUGAGUGUUGUUUAUAUACUACAUGUGGCAGUAAUUGUUUUGUAUUGGACCAACUUGAUAUAAAACAUUUUUUUAAAAGAUACUGUUAUGGUUUGCUUCAAUAAAACACUUUUUUAUAUAUAAAGGACAGAACAUAAGUUCCAAAACUGAACAUUUUCUUUUUCAUUUUGUUUAUCCAUCUGCUUCAGUGUGA